AUGCAUUCACUAUGGUUUUUAAUUGUGAUUACCAUAGUGCGAUGUCAGGACGAGGUGUCGACCGAUACACCUUCAAUUUAUUACACGGAACCAUCGAUUCCCACGAAUGACGCCAAGGAUCUCAUGGAAUUGUCGGGGGGGCACAUUAUCGCGGGUCAGAGGAUUUUGGAGAGGUCGAAGAGUCCUUAUGUCCUGCGGGAGGAUCUUUAUGUCGAUCGCGAGGGCGAACUCGUUAUUGAGCCCGGGGUUGAGAUCCGGUUUGCUCCGAUGAUCGGUAUCACUGUUCGAGGCAUCAUCACUGCCAAGGGCGAUUCAGGUGUACCGAUCGUUCUCACGAGUUCGGAGGCCCCGUCCAGUCAGCCUGAGCCGAGGUCCAUUCGCUUGGUCGAUGGGCCAAGUCCCCUAGAAGGUAGAAUACAACUUCUCCAUCAAGGAUCAUGGCGAUCUGUCUGCACGAACUCUCGUAACUGGACUCGAGCAGAUUACGAGACAGCAUGCAGAGAGCUCGGUUUCCAGGGUGGCAAUUGGUCGGGUUGGCUGGACCGCCUGUGGCCGGCAACACCGCGUCUGCUGUACGAGGAGCCAGGAUGUCAAGGGACCGAGUCGUCGCUGCAGGAGUGCGCGCAGUGGUCGUCGAGACAAUUGGGUGCCGGAGUCUGCGACUACCACCCAGACCUCAGUAUCGCCUGUUCUCCACGUCACGAUGGAGCUGGACAGGCCAAGAAUCACUGGCGGGGGAUAAGGUUCGAGGGAGCUGUGUUCGAGAGGCCUUUAAUCCAGGAGAACACCUUCUACGUGAGGAGAUCCAAGUCCAUCCUGCGACAUGUGACCAUAAAAUACGCUGGAACCGGCCGGGACUUCAACGCGACCUCCGCCCUCCACGUGGAAGGUGUUCCCCCCCAAAUGGAAUGGAUCUCCAUCCUCCACUCCUCGUACACGGGUCUCAACGUAACGACCCCCGACGCCCCAAUAGUCCUCACCAACUGCACAGUCCGCAACAACCAGGGCUACGGCAUCUACAUGAACAGCUCCACCGGCCUGGCGCACAUCGACAACUGCGUUGUCCUGGACAACGCAGCUGACGGAAUAAAAUACGUGCACAACGACGAGCGUCCCAGCGACAGACUGGACAGAGCAGACGUCUUCGACCUCUGCACAUUCCCCACCACGACUAGCCAAACCUUCCCCAUAACGAUCUCAAUGGAGCAAACAAAGUACUCCCAGAACACAAAACAAUGUCCCCAACACGUGUUCACGCGUCCCGGGCACGUGCUGACGCUGCAGUUCCUGCAGAUGCGAACCGACCGAAACGACAGCGCAACGAUCGAAGUCUACGACGGGAUCUCGAUGAGCGAUAAGCUCCUGGCUCACGUCAGUGUCCGAAAUAACACACUUCCCCAGAGUGUGACGUCGACCCGUCAAAACUUGUACAUAAAGUUCACCGCGCAACCGCGAACGCAGAUGGUCGCCUUCAUAAGGCUGUCCUCCGGCUACCGAAAGCUGUACGAUCUCAACGUAACAAGCAGCUCGAUAGCGGACAAUAACGGCCGAGGAAUAGCCGCCGAGAACAUCCGCUCGUCCCUCCACAUCCACGACACAUCAGUCACCAACAGCAAUCACAUCGCCGGUGUUCAUGUGCUGCGCGGUGCAGCAGACGUGAACAUCACGUCCAGCCGAAUAUCCUACAACAACGGGGCUGGCAUCAACAUCACGAUGACCGGGGGCUACCGCAACGUCUCCCGAUCGACAAUAUCGUCGAACCAAGGAUACGGACUCGCAGUCUGGCUAAACGACAGCGUCUCCACGGAGUACAUUCACUUCAACCAGUCCACAGUCGUGGAAUACUCAGAGGUCUUUCGUAACAAGGAUAUCGGGGUGUUGAUCGGUAAUUCCACUGGUGUAUCCUACGUCAACAUCACGGGGAACUGCUUCAACAGCAGUGCGGAGACAGCGAUUCAAGUGGAGUCUAACUGGCGGUACAACCAGGGAACGCUUAAACUGCAGAUCGGUCACAAUUUGUUCGUGGAGAAUAAAAAACUGGGGAUCAAGAUGACGCCGGCGUUGAACGUCGAGGGUAGGAUUGAGUACAAUCACUUCAGGGAGCAGAGCUUCGGGGGCAUUCUCAUCAGAAAUCCCCUGCACGAAGAGUUCAACGUACUUCCCGCUGAUUUGCUCCUCCAGUACAACGAGUUUUACAGCAAUCGUGGGAUCUUUGUCGUCAGCAUCGGGCUGUCGCCCUACAGCGAUGUUCAGAGGCUCGUCUUCACGCGUAACUUCUUGCGGGAGAACUUCAUCAAGGCGCCAUUCGAUAACAGCGACAUGCAGGGGUCGAGGCUGGUCCCCAGGUCGAGGGUUGCUGCUGUCCUAGUGGUGUCGUCCAGCAAUGUUCACGUCUUCAGGAAUAUUCUGCAGAAUCCUCACUCGAAGUACGAGAUUGGGGCGCAUUUGGAGGAUCAGAGCAAGAUUCUUAACUGCACGUACAACUGGCUGGGACACACUGAGGAGCAGAAGAUACUGGAGAGACUGUUCCAUCGUAAAGAUCGGUACAAUCUGGCUAAGAUCGAGUAUCUUCCGUAUCUGCUGCAUAACAGUAAUCCCGCGGCUAAUACGAUUGUCGAGCGUCCGCAGUUCAUUCCGAGGUUCUUGGAGGAGGAGAGCAAGAGAGUUGGGGGUGAGGUUGAGGGGCUCGAGGUGCUUCCAGCUGGGGAAUACAUUGUCGAGAGGGAUAUUAAUGUCCGACCUGGGGGCAAACUGAUUCUACAGCCUGGGGUGACCCUCAAGUUUCCACCGGCCGUCGGCAUGAUGGUCGCUGGGAAAUUAGACGCAAAAGGGAGGGGGCCUAACAGCAUUCUUAUGACGCUGAAAGAGGAGAUUGUCGUUGAUAGUGAUAACCAGAGCAUGAGCUUGGGGGACAUGACGAGCCCUGGAGAAGGGGCGACUGGUGGUAAUAUUGUUGAUGAUGCUGAGAGCGUGCCUGUCAGGCUUCUCGGUGGGAGGACCAGUCGCGAGGGACGACUACAGGUCAGGAUUGGAGAGAAGUGGGGGACUGUUUGUAAUUAUGGGUGGAAUAUUUUGGAUGCCGCCCUUGUCUGCCAUCAGCUGGGGUUGACACUCGACCCUGAUGACUGGAAUCUGGAGAGAUCGCAGAUACCCAGUGCUGGGACUAAUGAGGAUAUCAUUCUGAGUAAUGUACGGUGCGAUGAAGAGGAUAUUGAUAUCGCUGGGUGCAAGGCGGAGAGUGCCAGUGAGUUUGAGAACUCUUGUACUCAUGAUAAUGAUGUAGGGAUCCGGUGCUCUGAGGCGGCUUGGGCGGGACUCAGGCUUGGACCUCUCGCUGAGAGGAGCGAUCUACAGUUUAUCACAAUCGAGAGGGCUGGCUUGUUGGACUACAAAACGAAUUCGUUUAAACCAGCCCUCCAGAUAGACUUCGCCCGUCACUCCCUGGAAGGCAUAAAAGUAACAAACAAUCUCCAAGACGGCCUGGGAAUAAUCUACUCCGACAUAUACUCCGCAGACGCUGUAAAUACAGUUAAAAACAGUGACUUCUCCGGCAAUCGUGGUAGCGGAAUAAGUUUCAAGCAGUUAGGCCUCCGAAUCGCAAACUCCAGAAUCGAGAACAACGGAUUCGCUGGAAUCAGGCAUAAUCCUGCACUCUCUGCAGUACAGCAAAGAGAAUUUGCAGGAUGGUUCAUGCAGCCCAUGACCCAGACAAUCGACAAGCCCUACGAGCCCAUAAUGAUCCCCGACAACUCUCAGAACAUUGACCUCAUCACCGGUGACAUAAAAUACAUUGUGACCUCAAAACGUCAAAGUGAGGAGAGCCUGAAGCGUCUGAUCCAGAUAAGAUGCACCCCUGGGUACGUCAUAGGUCUUCAACUGCUGAAUCCCAUUGAAAACAGGAGCACAGAGCAGAUAAUAAUCUACGACGCAUUGAGAAUCAACCCCUGGAGCACAGUUUACCACCUGAAAAGGGACUUGGCAGUCUUCCCAGUAUCUUCCAGCUCCUUCAACGUGAUCCUGGAGUACCACAGCGGCACCAACGCCCUGGGAGGUGCUGUCCUAGCAGUGACAACCCUCCCAUCUCCAGCCCAAAACAUAAGAAACAGAAUUGUCACUGGACCAACGCCCACCCUUUUAGUAUCUCGAUCGAAGAUCAAGGGAAAUAGGAGAGGCAUCUCAGCGUCCUACUACAACCGCUACCUCGACGAGUUCGGUAAUCACUUCCUGAGGAAGUCCAACGAGUCAAUCCGCCUCAUCAACUGCGAAAUCUCCCACAAUCAAGAGGAGGCCAUUCACAUUCUCUCCCCUCACUGGAACAUCUACACCUCCAACAUAUCAGAAAUUGCUAUUCACGCGAAUAACACAUUAAUCACGGACAAUGGCCGGGGCAUUUUGCAAUACAGUAGGGACAUGAGACAGUCGAACAAUUUGUUCCACUGGAUCAUGCAGGACAGCUCGAUCGAGAGGAAUCAGGGGGGCGGCUUCGAGGUGGCUUUGCCAUACGUCUGGCAGUACAACGAGAAUUUCACUCACUCUUUGUAUUUUGGCAACAACACCUGGAGGGAUAAUAACAAUUUUGGAUUCAUUGUUGAUGGACAUUACGCAAGCUUGAAUAUUUCCUUCAACAAAUACGUUGGGAAUCGGUGUAAGAAUGGGCUUAUAUCGAUCCGAGGGAUGGAGAAGCGAUUGAAAAUCGAUAAUAAUGUUAUUGAGAAGAACAGUGGGUCGUUCAUGGUGGAGUUCAAGGCUGACAGUCAGUCUGAGAUCCUUGGGGAGAUCCCAGCUCGUUUCUACUUGAACGAAAUCCGAGAGAAUUCUAAUGGAGUUGUGGCCAGGGGCAUUCAUCAGAUGUUUGACAAGCCUACUUAUGUCGUUGGCUUUCAAGGGAUUCAGAAGGUCCAAGUGAAUCGUAACUUGUUUGGUGGCAACAGUAUGAAUUACGAGCUGGUCGCAGGCAUUCGAACUGCUAAGAUUAAUAACGAAGUGGAUGUGACUGAGAACUGGUGGGGAACCUCUGACGAAGGGCUGAUCAAGAAGGGAAUCUUUGACUUUGAUGACUGGAAUAAUCAUGCUGUGGCCAAUUUUAGGCCCUACUUGACUGGUGACUCGUUUGACUCGUCCAUCUCAGCUUCUUGGGAGCUGAGACCCACCGUUGAUCUCGAUAAUCUUGGAGGGAGAAUCACUGAGAAUUUGUCGUUGUACUAUCGUCCAACUCCUUAUAUCAUCAGAUCGGAUAUCACGAUCAUGCCCGAUGUGACUGUUAAUAUUUAUCCGGAUGUUGUGAUGGAGUUUGCGCCGAAUGUUGGGAUUCUGGUGUUGGGGACUUUGAAGGCUGUUGGCGCACCUGGACAUGAGAUUGUUAUGAGCCCAAUGGCACGGGAUGACAGCUUGCUGCCGAAACCCGUUGCCAGGAGGGCCGCGGACAAUGGGCCAGAGGGAACAAUCCAGCUGUGUAAAGAAGGUAAAUGUUCCUCGUCCAACAACGAGGGUUUCAUCGAGUUCUUCAAUCGCACAACACUCCAAUGGAUCCCCCUCUGCGACCGUCGUUUCACGGAGCGAAAUGCUCAGGUCGCCUGUCGUCAGCUAGGCUACGACCCGCUGAACAUCUACGUGUCCCACAGUCGUCGUUACGAGCUGCACCCAGGUUCCUUAGCAAGAAUUUGGUCAUGGCCGGAGCCCAUUCAAUGUUCUGGCCACGAGGAGCGUCUCGAGGACUGUCAAAUCCGCUUAAACGGUCAACUCUACGGUCACAAGUACGACUGCCCCUGGGACGGUGACUACGUCUUCGUAAACUGUGGCAAGAGAAAUCUAGAAGUCACCAAGGACUACUGGGGAGGCAUCAGAAUAGCCAACAGCGAGUUUGAGCAUCACCUCUACGAACACAGAAUCCACGACGUCCUGACCCACGAGACCUUCCGAAGGGUCGAGUCAGUCCUGAGAUACGUCAACAUAAGUGGCGCUGGAAUUCUUCACAACGAGAAAUCCCCGGCUAUUCAAUCAGUCAUGAAGAGCCCAGUUGUGUCCCACGUGGAAAUCCUGAAGUCCGCCUACCACGGGAUCAACCUGAUCUCCCCUACUCACACAGUCGAACUACUCUUCAACAUAAUCAACAACGCCCUGGGUAACGGAGUUAAUGUGCUAUCAUUAACUGGCGAAGGUCGAGAAGCUAACGAGAGCUCGUUUACUCCCCUGAAAGACCUCAAUAUUCCCUAUCAUUUGUUCAGCUUGGUCGACAUCUGCGACACGACCAAGGAGGUCACCAUCGAGGAGCGAGUCCUCAUUUACUACAAAUACGACAACAAUCCUGUCAAUUGUAUCAAGAUAUUCAGAAGCACGUACAGGGCAAAACCCUUUGGCUUCAGACUGUUGCAGUUCAAUCUUUUUAAUUCGACUAAAAAUCCUGGGCGACACGAUGGCAUCACUUUGUACGAUGGGGAUAUUUAUAAUGUGAGUGCUAAGACCAUUGGUGAGCUGGAGUUCAAUAGCAAGGACGAGAAGAAGUUGUUCAGAACUGAGGGACCCAGUCUCAGUGUCAGAUUGUUUGCUAAUGGAGCCAGUGGCAUUCAUGGAUUCAUCGCUGAAGUUGUGACUCUUCCAAUAUCAGCCAUUGGAUUUAAUCGUGAUGUUCAGCAUAAUAUAUCGUAUUCAAUAAUUUCACGUUGUCAAGAGGGAGCUGUUAAAUAUUCGAGUGCUGGUGAGGUGAAUGCAAUCAUGACACUUGAGAAAAAUCAGUUCAUUGAUAAUUGUCAGAAGCUCUACGGUAAUUUCUCGACGUGCAAAUCAGCUGUUGUGUUGGACGUGCAGAACACUCAGUCCCUGUUCUUCAGGAAUAAUCUUGUCAGGAGGAAUCAGGGGGGUCUCUCCAUUCGUGCAGACUCCACGGGAUCGGCUACGUCGUUGAAGGGUUGGAUUCAUAAUAACUUGUUCGCUGAGAACUGGAAUAAAGCUGCGCUGUUUGUCGAGGGGAAGCAGAGCAGCCCUUAUCAGGAGGUCACCAUCUUCAGGAAUUACUUCAUGAAGAAUGAUGCUCCUUAUGACAGCAAUAUCAUUUUGAGGCAGGUGGUCAGCAAUAUGACGCUUAAUUAUUUGCACGCCAAUUUGGGACUUCAUUUGCUGGAGAUCUGUGGAUUCGAGAGGGUCAGGCUCCCCAUUUAUCAGAGCACUUCGCAUAAUGGAUUUUAUAAAAAUUAUGCAAUUGAUCGAGAAGGAAGAAGCACGAUUGUAGCUGGUACCCCUGGCCAACAAUACGUGGACAACGUAUUCUUCAACCCCGACAACGACUACGAAAUUCUGACAAUAAAUCGCUCGAUAGUUGUCGGCACGGAUUGGUACCUUAACCAACUGGAAGUCUGGAGAUCUCACGUGGAUGCAAAACACAACUGGUGGGGCUACAACGAGACAACAGCAGUUGCAGGAAGGAUUCGUGAUCGUAGUGAUUCACCAGAGCUCCUCCAGGUCGAUUACACGCCCUUCCACAUGAACAAUGAAUCUGUCUUGAGUGGAAAGUGCCCCCCAGCCUGGGACUUGGUCGGUGACACCUGCUACAUCUACAUCGGCGCCCCAAUGGACUUCUUCAGCGCUCGAGAAUUUUGCAGGCAGGCGAAUGCCUCCAUGCCCUUCAUCAUGGGCGAUUACCUUCAGCUCUGGAGAUUUCUGAGAAAACAGCAGGAACGCUUCGAGUAUUCAGAGCGUGUCUGGGUGCAGCAGUUGGAGCGCAUCGACCAGUGCACAACAUUCACGUACCAAACCAUUGAAAUUGACCAUUGCAGUCAGCCGAGCCCCUUCAUUUGCGAAAUUGACCCCAGAGUUUACAUCGAUCCAUUGUCGUGGAGACGAGACAUCGUCGCUGUGGGUGUUUUGGGCGCAAUUGGAGCGGCUCUCGCUCUUUUGGCGGCUGCAAUUGGAUUUUGGAUUUCAAAGUCCAAGAGACGAAAAAUUGAGAGACUUGAGCGACGUAACUCCAUCAGGCAGUCACUUCAUUCGUUGAAAUCGGUGGGAUCCACUUCGGGAUUCACUGAGCUGGCUUACAGGCGUAAACCUGUUCCUUCAAAAUCAACCGACACCUUGACAUCUCGCUCGCUCGACUACAAAAAAAUGAUGAACGGUGGUAGCAUAGAUUCAAUGGACAAAUCCCAGCUGAACUCCUCCAUGGAAGACAACCAGUCCUACGACGUCUACGAAGCUCAUAACCCCCGAUACUCCCCAAGCACCAGUGACUUCAAAGGGGCGCAAAAAUACGCAGUACCCCACGCAGAGACCGCCGUUUUCGACCUCGCCUACCGCAACGAGGGUUUCCGCAAUCACUCGACCUUCACCUCUCGAAAUAACAGUAAUUGGCCGUCAGUGGCCAACAGCGAAGUAAACCCGGGCGAUUCGCCAACCGAUCCAAUCGACGAAUCUACGUACAAUGCAUCAACCCUUCCCCUGAACGCAUCCCUAGCGAUGACUGAUUCAAUCACAGAAUUGAAACGUGACAUCGAGCCAGCACCCUAUUCCCCAGUGGAAUACUCAUACGACGGAGCACCAGCAACACCAGGAUCAGAGCCUGUUCCCGAAUACUUCAUUCCACCACUGCCACCACAACCAUAUUACUACGAAGAGCGACCACGAAGUGGAACUUUAUUAGAAACAAAUCUCGACACUGGCGAGGAGAAGCCACUUCGAUCGAAAAGCGAAGCACUGUUAGAAACAAAUUUCGAUGUUUUUCUUCCCAAUGAACCGACGGAGUUGACGCAGUUGUCAGCCGAUGCACGGAGCAAGAGCCAGCCGUUGGAGACGGCCAUGUAGUUUGGGGGUUUACUAUGACGAAAGUACAAAUGAAAUUUUAUUGAAAUUAUGGGAGUAAUUUAUGAUUUACUGUAAUUUAGGAGAAACGUUUUGAGAGGAUGUUGCCACAAUCCUGCUCUUAUCUGUCGCGUGUACAUAAGGAUAACAUCAUUAUCGUAUUGAUUCUCUAUUGAUUAGUUUUCAAUGAACUGUUGAUUAUUUUUGUGCAUGCUUGGGGCAAUUGUGUGAUUAAUUUCUCCCUGUUUUUUUUUUUGUUCAUUUGAGAUUAUGAAUUUUUGAGGAAUUAUGAGAGAGAGCACUACCAAGCUUUCGUACACGAGGGAAUAUUAUAAGUGAAAGUUUUUGUGAAUUGUGAUAUAGGAAACUCGUGGAAGAGUUAGCGAGUAUAAAUGAUCUAGUUGAUUAAGGAGAAUUUAUGAAUUGUAUGAAAUGUUUAUUUGCUAAUUGACGUAUUUUGCAUGAGUUUUACAUGAAAUGAGAUGUUCCUCGAUGGACGGACACUUCCAAUUAUUAUAAUUAUCAUUUAGACUGGCAUUCUUAGGGUAAAGUCAGACAUAAUCCGUCCAAAAAUCGUUGUAAGAUAGUCGGUAAUGAUUUUUAGUCUUUAUGAUGUUCAAUCGUCGUUUCGCUCUGCUGGGGAAGAAUGGUUAUUUAUAAUACCUUAGUGUUCGUAUUUCCUUCGAUAUCCCGAUUUUGCGUUUCUAGUUAUUGCAAGAACCCCGUUCUAGUAAUUAUUAAGUUUAUGUAUAAGUAAUGAAUUUUUGAUGAAUUGAUUGUUAGUUAUACAUACAUAAUAUUAUUGUCUUUCGCUAUCAUAAGAGAUUCCUUCAAACGGGAUUCUUUUUGCAUGACCAGUUACGAAUGAGGUUUUUUUAUAUUUUUGUUCAUCGAGAAAUUCAAACGACUUUGGAUCUAUAUAAUAGCCAUUAACUUCGUACUUAUUAAAGCAACAAUUUAUAGAUUAUUGCAAUAAACUUUUUUAUUACGAAUAAAACUUUUCUUUAUAGUA
Diachasma alloeum is the source of this 9796-nucleotide messenger RNA. It is a transcript of the gene bark, whose product is annotated as protein bark beetle. Bases 1 to 8787 code for a protein of 2928 amino acids. The record is from RefSeq and is a predicted model, not a curated record. The transcript has 9 exons. Gene Ontology annotation, cellular component: membrane. NCBI's taxonomy places the organism in Eukaryota, Metazoa, Arthropoda, Insecta, Hymenoptera, Braconidae.